AUGAUUCUUCCGAUGCUCAUCAUUCUUCUACUUCCCACUGCUUCGCCGUUCAAUGAUUUGAUUACGAAGCAGAAAGAAGUCGAAAUUCUACUCGGUGAACGGGAAGUCAUAAUCUUUGAGAUACGGUUAGUCACGUGUUUUAUCAAUAGAGGCCACGUGACCAUCUUGAUUCACAAAAAUCUGAAAGUUUCGAAGCAAGUAGCGUGACCCUUAUAGUUAGCUUACGGAAGGUCACGUGAACAUUUUAAAAUUUUAAAGUUUCUUUUAUUAUAGGGGCAGCGCACAGAAAUGGCGCUGUUGAGAAAAUUUUAACACGCUGCAUUUCAGUAGAAAUCACGUAAAUUAUUUCAGUAAUCGCUCGUCGUUCCCGCUCAAUGAGACACGUGUCGUGCUGUCCCAGUCCCCGUUCCUCGAACACCCCGAUGUUAUUUCCAUCACCAAUGGCACCGCCGAAGUGACCGUUAUCGGAGCGAGUCCUGUGGCCGGUGCUGUCGUCGAGGCACUCAACUGCACUUCAGACGGAUUAGUCGAUUGUCCGUUGAAGUGAGCACAGGAUCAUUACUGAUUAAUGGAAUAUUGAAUGAUAUUUCCAGUCUUGACAAAGCGUUCUCCCGGAUUACGGUCAUCCGUUCUCAAUGGCUUGCUCUGCUCAUUCAAAUCGUCGGCUGGACUUAUUUCGCUGCAUGGAGUAUCUCGUUCUACCCGCAAAUUUAUUUGAACUUCAAACGGAAAAGUGUCGUCGGACUGAACUUCGAUUUUCUUGCUCUGAACUUUGUCGGAUUUGGAGCCUACUCCAUUUUCAACUUGUUGAUGUAUUAUAAUAGUCAUGUAAAGGUAAUUGCGCAUAUUUUCACUCGAAAAUCUAACAUUCUCUCACUUUCAGGCCAUUUAUAAUCUGGAAAAUCCUCGAUCACCGCUUCCGGUGCUUCUGAAUGACGUCGUUUUUGCGGUUCACGCGUUCCUCGCGUGUUUCGUCACCAUCAUGCAGAGCCUUUUCUAUGAAGUAAGCUCAUAUAGACUAUCGAUAGACAAACAUCUAACGGGAUCUUUCGCAAGACUUGCAGUUCAUUCCUUUUCUUAUUUUUAAAGCGGAAAAAGACGUCACGUGAUAAUACGUACCUAUCAAAGUGUCCAGGACAUUUUCGAAUUCUGAAUUCAAACGAACACAUUUUCAGCGCGACAAUCAGAGGGUGUCCACCAAAUGCAUCGUCCUGAUGGUGAUUCUCAUCACAUUCGGCUUCCUCUCCGCCAGUGCCACAGUCCUCAACAAGAUCUCGAUUCUGGCAUUCGUGACCAGCUUGUCCUACAUUAAAAUGGCUGUCACCUGCUGCAAAUAUUUUCCACAAGCCUACUUCAACUGCAUCCGGAAGAGUACUGUCGGCUGGUCGAUUGGCAACAUACUUCUCGACUUCACGGGCGGCUCGCUCGACAUUCUUCAGAUGAUUCUGCAGGCGAUCAACGUCGACGACUGGUCCGCUUUUUAUGCGAAUCCUGUCAAAUUCGGUCUCGGCUUCGUUUCUAUCUUCUUCGACAUCUUCUUCAUUCUCCAGCACUUCGUUUUCUACCGUAAUGUUGAGGUAAUUUCGAUAUUUUUGUAGAUAUUUUGUGAAAAAUAACUGUGUGGUAUUUAUCCGUCUAUCCGCUUGCAGAACUCCGACGAGUCCGAAAAAGCGAAAAGUCAAGAAAUGAGCCGUUUCUAGAAAAAUUAAGUGAAUGCUUGUACUUCAGUUUGAAAAAAUACUGAUCAAUUAAUUUUAACAUUUUCUAACCGGAAUGCCAUUGGCACCGCCACUGCAGCUGCCGAAAUAUAGAAUCUCGUCACGUCAAGAAAUUCAAUUCCACGUGACCUCAUAAGAAUUUGUUAAUACGUGGAGUCUAUACGCGAAAGUACAUCUGAAAUCUCUACAACUGGUCACAUGAAGUACGAAUUGUAUUCUUUGACGUGGCGUGAUUUAGCAGUCUGGAUACUGGAGAAAAAACAAUACUUAUCUCGUCUGCAGGUACCACAUAACGAGUACUCUGGUGUCGACAAUCCAGAUCCAGAUUUGAUUUCUCGCGAUCCCGAACAAUACGGCGACGAUGAGUCGAAUGAGUCAGCAGAGCCAAUUAUUGUUCACGAUUAA
Caenorhabditis sp. 36 PRJEB53466 is the source of this 2123-nucleotide messenger RNA. NCBI's taxonomy places the organism in Eukaryota, Metazoa, Nematoda, Chromadorea, Rhabditida, Rhabditidae. The record is from the annotation of a GenBank genome assembly.